Messenger RNA from Clarias gariepinus (North African catfish), 2246 nucleotides. It is a transcript of the gene mrnip, whose product is annotated as MRN complex interacting protein. The record is from RefSeq and is a predicted model, not a curated record. The transcript is spliced from 7 exons. Gene Ontology annotation, cellular component: nucleus. NCBI's taxonomy places the organism in Eukaryota, Metazoa, Chordata, Actinopteri, Siluriformes, Clariidae. The coding region runs from base 857 to 1990 and encodes 377 amino acids. Gene Ontology annotation, molecular function: chromatin binding. Gene Ontology annotation, biological process: mitotic G2 DNA damage checkpoint signaling.
AUUUACAAAAUAUUAGACUUGGAGCUAAAAGAAGUCAGGAAUGAAAUGGUCAUGUUCUUUUAUUACUAUUAACUAUCUGAGGAAAUAUGAAGAACAGGUAGAACAUGCAAACUCCAUGCACACAGAGCAGGCACCACUGUGCCACUAUGGAGAAACAUAUAGGGUUCAACAGUUUCAAUAAUGUGCGCUCAUGAAGUUGUUUUAUUUGUCCCUAUAUUCUUUUUUUUAAUUUUUAUUUAAGGUCAUUAAAGAGAUCUGAAAAAUCUGCAAGUAUAGCAACUAAGGCAAUAAGUUGGGAGCACUGUUUACUUUUUAAAGAGCAAGGUUAAUUAUUCUCUCUUUGGUGCUCUCUGUGCAGUAAUGAAAAUUGUCCAGUUUUUCCACCUGGUGUCUCUGUUUGCUGUCCCUUGUGAUUACAAACAAAAUCACUCCUUAAGUAACCGCAAAUGCGCACCUGUUUGUCAUAUUUUAUGCGGCAAACAUACCUAAAGAAAUAAUUAAAUGGUGUGUUUCCACAUGCCCUGCCUGCUCAAAAAAGUUGCACUAACUUUUUUAUAUGACCACCUUUAGCUGUGAUUAUGCCAUGCAAUGUGGUGGCCAGUUAAUGUGCGAAAAUGGUUCCUCAUGCUUCUAGGGUGAAUUUCACGAUGGAGUGUGCCUGAAGAAAGAAUCCACAGAUGUUAUAACCUGGUCAUUCAGUAUAUUCAGGUCAUCAGUUGACCUCAUUUUAUUGACGCAUAACGUUGCUGAGUCUAGACUGACCUACUUAAGCAACUCAUGGCACUGCCUCCAGAGACUUGUCCAGCGUUUUUUUUGGGGUGAUCACCUUUUGCAUUUAAAAGUCUUUAGGUACACCAUGUUAAAGGUCAAAAAGAGCAAAAAAUGGAGCUGCAAGAUGUGUGGGGAAAAACAGUCGCUCAUAAAGGAAUAUGGCAGGGGGACAGGUGCAGACUGCAGACGCCACGUCCAGAAGCUGAAUUCACUGCGCGGAGAGCUGCUAGAGGGGGAAAAUGAAAGAGCCCGGACUCAGUGGCAAAAGGAAGAGGAGUGUGAAGUAGAAAUCGGCCCUGAAGAUGGGGCAACAAAAAAGUGGGAGCAAAAGGCCCCAGAUGUAAGCCGCUGGAAUAAAUAUGUGGAUCAGAAAGAGAAUGGGCCAGAAUGUAAUGAAGAUGAGCACGAGGAGGAAGAGAGUGUGUACACAGACAAAGAGCAGUAUCGUCAACAUAAUAACAUCAGAAGAAAAAGGAAGAAAAGCUUUACUUCAGGGGCUGCUUAUGGACCCUACAGUGUUAGCAGAGAUGAUGACAUGGACGGUGCUCGCUGGGGGGCUACCAAAAAGGCUUCUCAGCCUUGUCGGCAUGAUGGAUCUUCCAAACCAUUGCCUCAAGCAGCACACUCCUCUGCAGGAUUCUCUCACACCAGUACAAACCAAAGAACUGAUGCUCUUUAUGACUCCCCAGCUGCAUCGUUAGGUCCAAAACGUAUUACAGCCAAUGAUGGUAUAUGUUCAAAACCCAGGGGAGCAAAUAAAGAGGAUUCUGCUAAACCAAGUGCCAAGCCUCAGCCCUUUACACCAUCGUUCUCUCCUCAACAUGCCAGAAAGUCUAAUCAGGAAGCCCUGGACUCCAAGUGGACUCAGUUUCUUCCUUCUGUCUGUGUUGAAAACAACAGCAAUGAGUAUGUGAACGUAGACCACACAGCAUUGGCUGCAUGCCCGGUGAUGCCUGUUGCCACAGAUGCAUUUGAAACCACAGGCUGUAUGAGUAGUGGAGAAAGUGAAGCUGAAAAGAUGACGGUUUUUGAAAAACUGAGUUACUGUGUGACUGGAAAUGUGUGCAAACAGCCUAACAGUCCUACCAUCACAUCAAGACCUGUUGGCUCUCCAAAACCUGUGUGUGUUCAGCCACUGCCCAUCAAAAGACCAUGUCCUCCAGCCUUUUCUUUUAGCACAUUAUUCCAUACAGAUGAGGACUUUGAUGACACAUAUUAAUCUAUCAUGCAGAUGUUGUUAAAAAUGGACAAUCUACCUAAAUGUGGGAUACUUUGUCAUGAUAUUUAAAAAGACACCAUAAUGUAUACUGUACAUGUUAACAUUUUAAAAUAAUCCAAAGACAUUAAGUGCUUUGCAGACAAUUUAUUUGACAGAGAAGGCAGGAAAGUGUGUAAAAGUAUAGAAUAUAACAAUUCUUUUCCAUUUUGACUAACAAAUAUACUCCAUUAGUAUUCUUUAUAGAAUGAAAUGAUGA